AUGUCAAAUAAAAAUAAUAAGUAUUCAUCAUUGAAUGAUUCAGGUGGAAGUCAGAAUGAUAAUAAUAAUAAUAAUAGUAGUAGUAGUAAUAGUAAUGGUUUAAAGAAUACUGUUAUUUUGGUGAAUGACCAACCUCUCUCACCAAAUACACAACAGCAACAACAGACUGGUAGACAUAAUCACGAUGGAGCAGAUUCUACCAGUCUGUUGACGAGAAGUAGAGAGUUCGAUCAGGAAUCACUUCUGGCGAAGGAACGUGAGGUGUCGGAAUCAAUGGAUUUGUACUAUGUUCCACCUUCAAAGUUGAAUCAAUCGCUGCGUAUAAGUCAACCGACUUCACCCUAUUACUCUUCGGUAUCUUCACCGAAAGUUAUUGGUUCUGGUGGUCGACAGAAGAUGCCGACAUCAUCGGUGCCACCUGUAGAUUUGGAUUCCGCUAUUGAGAUGGAUGAGAUAAGGACGGAUGGCAGUAGCAAUGCAUUCACCGACCAUUCAACGCUAAAGUAUGCAUCGGGUGCAGAUCACGAUCCUACACCACAUUCGUUCACACCAACACUGGUUGGCAACAACGACGACGAUAUAUUCAUGUCGACCAUCCGUCAGAUUCGACAAUUCAAAUUCGAAAAGAAACACAAGAAAAGAUUCAUACACUAUCUACUGGGUUUGCUGCCAAUCGUUAGUUGGCUGCCUAAAUAUAAUAUAAAGAAUAAUUUGCGGGGCGAUAUUAUCGCUGGGUUGACUGUGGGUGUCAUGUUGAUUCCACAGGGUAUGGCGUAUGCAAUGGUGGCGGAGCUGCCGUCGGUGUACGGUCUCUACAGUUCUAUUGUUCCGAUCUUUGUUUAUUGUAUCUUUGGUACUUCACGUGAGUUGUCUAUGGGUCCUUUUGCUAUCAUUUCGUUGCUGGUGCUGGAAACGGUGAAUGGCGAGGUGGGAAUAGAUAACCACGACAUGGAACGGCGUGUGACGGUAUCGAUAUUGCUCGCGUUCGUCUGUGGCGUCUAUCAAAUAAUAUUUGGACUACUGCGAUUCGGUUUCGUAGCGAAUUUCCUUAGUGAUCCAGUGAAGACUGGUUUCAUCAGUGGCUGUGCCAUUAUCAUUAGUAGCAGCCAGAUCAAGCAUAUCUUUGGAAUCUAUAGUGGUAUACAAUCGUCAAACUUCCUACCGCUACUCCUAAUCCGGUAUCUCAUCGAGAUAAAGCGUACCAAUUGGUGGUCGGUUUUGAUAGCCUUCGCAGGCAUUGCAUUUCUAUUCGCGAUUAAAAAGGUCAACUCUCGAUACAAGUUGAAACUUCCAGGUCCCUUGCUGAUUGUUGUCAUUCUUACAUUUAUCUCUUGGGUGUUUGACCUUGAGAAACGUGCUCAUAUCUCGACGGUUGGAGUGAUCCCCUCGAAUUUCCCAUCACCUACAUUCCCAACGAUCAGAACAACCGAGGGUUAUCCAGAGUCUGGCAAUUGGUUCAAUGUCGUUGUGAGAAUCACUCCCGGUGCUUUGGUGUUGGUGCUGGUAGGAUUCAUUAGCUCUGUUUCCGUGAGUACAAAGAUUGCCGAGAAAGAACAAUAUCCAAUCGACGCAAAUCAAGAGUUGCUCGCGCUAGGAAUGUCAGAUUUCAUUGGAUCGUUCUUCCUUUCUUUCCCAAUCGGUGCAUCACUCUCGAGAACAGCAGUCAAUUUGCAAUCUGGUGCUAAAUCACAGAUCUCUGGUUUCAUCACCGCUGUUAUCAUCAUUUUCUCUUUGUUUUUCCUCACAAGAGUGAUCAUGUUCCUUCCUCGUUCGAUUCUAGCCAGUAUUGUUGUGGUGGCAGUUGCAGAUCUCAUCGAAGUAAAGAUUGCACUGGAUCUGUGGAAAGUACAUCGAAGGGAUCUAAUGCUAUACUUGAUUUCGUUCCUCUCGACUAUUUUCCUUGGUAUUCUUCAAGGAAUCAUGAUUGGUAUCGUUUGUUCACUUCUCUUGAUCAUCUACAAGAGUGCCUAUCCACCAUUCGCCGAGCUAGGUAGACUUCCAGGCACAGAAUUAUAUAAAAACAUUAAAAGAGUACCACAAGCUGAAACUUUUAAAGGUAUAAAAGUUGUUAGAAUUGAUGGAUCUAUUUAUUUUGCAAACACUCAAUAUAUAAAGAAAAAACUGAGGCAGUAUGAACCAACAAAGAAAUCGGAUCGUUUUGAACUAUCGGAUAGUGAGACGGAUCUAGCGGAUGUAGAUGGCUUGGUCACUGUGGAUAUCGAUGGUAAUCCAACGAAGGGUGCAAUCAUCAUCGAUUGUAGUAGUAUGAACGAUAUCGAUUCAACAGGUUUGAGAAUGCUGCGAGAGUUUGUCGAAGAGUUUAAACAUCGACAGUUGGUUAUUUACUAUGCAUCGAUCAAAGGUUACAUCAGAGAUCUCCUAAAGAAAGGUGGAGUGGUCGAUACUCUUGGUGCCAAUCAUUUCUUCUGGACGGUAAACGAUGCUGUUGAACAUCAUCUCUAUCUCAUGAGACAAGGUCGUAGAAACUUUUUAUCAAAUUCGUCCACACUGACAAGUCCACUGAUGGCAUCAUCAAAAUCAGUUGAAACAGAAGAACAACAACAAAUUGAAAUAGAUCAAAUUGUUAAGAAUUAA
This is a messenger RNA of Heterostelium album PN500, 2595 nucleotides long. Its product is annotated as SulP family inorganic anion transporter. Gene Ontology annotation, molecular function: sulfate transmembrane transporter activity. The coding region runs from base 1 to 2595 and encodes 864 amino acids. NCBI's taxonomy places the organism in Eukaryota, Evosea, Eumycetozoa, Acytosteliales, Acytosteliaceae. The record is from RefSeq and is a predicted model, not a curated record. Gene Ontology annotation, cellular component: membrane. The transcript is spliced from 2 exons. Gene Ontology annotation, biological process: transmembrane transport.